Molecule: messenger RNA, 1264 nt
Organism: Lolium perenne
Lineage: Eukaryota; Viridiplantae; Streptophyta; Magnoliopsida; Poales; Poaceae
Source: RefSeq, a predicted model, not a curated record
CACGCCGUGGCGUUGGUUCGCCUCCACGCACACACGCCCCCCUCAUUUCCGCUCCACCUUCCUCCCCUCGCCUACCUCCUCUCUCCCGUCUCUCUCCUCCACGCCUCCGCUCCCCUUUUCUCGCAGCUGAGGUGGUCAGUGGCCAUGACGGAGGCGGACGCGUGCGGCGGCGGGGUGGCGGCGGCGGCGCUGGAGGAGGAGGCGGCGGGCAUCAUCUGCUCGCUCCGCGAGGGGGACCUCGCCGGGUGGACGCCGCCGUGGAAGAGCACGCCUGGUCCGUACGACGCCGCCACGACGAAGGAGGAGGUGAACGAGAAGGCCUGGCCGACGGUGACGCGAGGGAAGCGGUCCCGUUCGUCGCGCCGCCGCUCGCCGUCGGGCUCCGUCUCCGGCUCCGCGGCCAAGGGCCGGUGGGCGCGAGGCAGCCCGGCGUCCCCGCUCGACUACAGCGGCGGCGGCUGCGGGUCCGGCGCGUCCACCAGCGGCGGCGAGGACGGCGCCUUCUGCUCGCCGCCGGCCGUUGCCGUGCCCACGCCGGUCCAGCCAUCUUCUACCUCCUCGGCCAAGCAGGCGGCAUCUGCCGGAGCACGGCGCGCGCUGAUCCUCCCGGUGCCCGCGACGGUGUUGCAGCCCCGGCCCGCCGGACAGCGGUCGCGGAAGAAAAUGAGGCUCCCGGAGGUGCAGCAGCUGGUGCAGUCCCUGGCGGCCGAGAACGACGGCCUUCGACAGGAGAUGCAGUUGCUGCGGAGAGCCUGCACGUCCCUCUCGAAGGAGAACAGCACGCUAGAGACAAGGUUGGAGCAUUCUUCCUCGAGCAAGCGGAAGAGGAUUGGGUCCGAAGAGCAGCAGCAACAAGCCAAGCCUCGAGCAUCCGAGCGCAGCGCCGCCACGAACGGCUUCGUGCUGCCGGAUCUGAACAUUCCGGCGCAGGACAUCACGGACGGAUCAGCGGUGGCGGCUCCAUGACGGCUGGCUCCGGGAUCCGGGCCAUUUCCGGUGGUGGUGCCUGAGUGCUAACCUCAUAAGUUUAUUAACCGUGUAUAGGGGGAAAGCCGGCUAGAAGAUGAACUGGUUUUACUACCUUGCCUGAUAAGAAAGGUUCUCUUUUUUUAGUUUUGACUUGAGUUUCUGUACCCGUGGGGAUUCUUCUGUAUCAAUGAUGCAGAGAGGGGAGUUUAUGUAGCUCUAGGUAUAGUCCGUGUUGCUUGGUUCCUGUAAACAAAACGCAGUACAUUAGGGAAGCUGUUGAUAUUGUUUCGUCCAA